Molecule: messenger RNA, 3232 nt
Organism: Erinaceus europaeus (western European hedgehog)
Lineage: Eukaryota; Metazoa; Chordata; Mammalia; Eulipotyphla; Erinaceidae
Gene: TXNDC16
Product: thioredoxin domain containing 16
Exons: 21
Coding region: 390-2867 (825 amino acids)
Source: RefSeq, a predicted model, not a curated record
GGCUGUUUUAUUUAUUUAUUUAUUUUUUUGCCUUCCCUUUCCAGCUCCGGAGUCUUAACUCCCCAGACCCAAGUGGGUGGUGACCGCAGGCGCAGAGGUCUGGAGCGUAGCGCUCUCGUUUGUCGGUGUAGCGGUUCCUGGCUGCCCGCGGAGCGGGACUCGGCUCCACCUUUUGCCUGCAAGCCGCGGGGGUUGUCAGCGGCGCGCAGGUGCGGACCUCCGGGGUCGCGUCGCCGCGUGCAGAUCUUACCUGCAGGUCGAGGGCAGAAAAAAAAUCAGCUGCAGAAAAACUUCCUAAAAGAAAAGUAAGCUAAGAGAAUUUUGUAAGCAGUAAAAUAGAAGACAAAGAAUUGGCAGCAGAAACAGGAUGGCACCAGAGUAAGCAUAGCAUGAAAGAGAAAAAGCUGAUGAUGUCUUCCAGUUUCAAUGUUUUUGGAGUUGGCAUUUCUUUUGUUGUUAUGUGCAUUUUGUGUAAUUCAGCGAUAGACUCUCUACCAGAACUCAGUCCUCAGAAAUAUUUUAGUACUUUACAACCAGGAAAAGCUUCCUUAGCUUAUUUUUGUCAUUCUGAUUCUUCAGGCACCACUGUUUUUCUUGAAGAACUGAAUAAGGCUGUUAAACCCCUUCAGGACUAUGGAAUUUCAGUUGCAAAGGUUAAUUGUGUCAAGGAAGAAACAUCAAGAUACUGUGGAAAAGAAAAAGAUUUGAUGAAAGCAUAUUUAUUCAGGAGCAACAUAUUACUCAGAGAAUUCCCUACUGAUGCCUUGUUUGAUGUGAAUGCCAUUGUUGCUCAUGUUCUCUUUGCUCUUCUUUUCAAUGAAGUCAAAUAUAUCACCACCUGGGAAGACCUUCAGAAUAUAGACAAUGCUCUGAAAGGAAAAGCAAACAUUGUAUUUUCUUAUGUAAGAGCUAUUGGAACACCAGAGCAUAGGGCAAUUAUGGAAGCUGCUUUUGUGUAUGGGAACACAUACCAGUUUGUCUUAACUACAGAAAUUGCCGUUUUGGAAAGCAUUGGCACUGAGGAUAUAGAAUAUGCACAUCUCUACUUUUUUCAUUGUAAAGCAGUCUUGGACUUGACCCAGCAAUGUAAAAGAACACUAAUGGCACAGUCAUUGACUACACUGAACAUUCACCAAUUUAUAAAGACAAUGGAAGCACCUCUGUUGACUGAAGUUGCUGAAGAUCCACAACAAGUUUCGACUGUUCAUCUCCAACUAGGAUUACCGCUGGUUUUUCUUGUUAGUCAACAAGCUACACAUGAAGCUGAUAGAAGAACUGCAGAAUGGGUUGCUUGGCGUCUUCUAGGAAAAGCAGGAGUUCUACUCUUGUUAAGGGAUUCUUUGGAAGAGAGCAUUCCUCAGCAUGCUAAUGUGGCUUUCAAAAGAGAAGAGGGAAGACGAGUGGAAUAUUUGGUAUUACAUGAUAUUGAUUCAGUAAUUUCUCAUGUGGAAAAUAAUAUGCACGUUGAGCAAAUACAACAUGAAGACGAUGACUUGGAGGAACCAGACAUGGAUAUGCAAGAUGAUGAAGUAGAAGAAACUGUUUAUAGAGAUAGGAAGAGACAAUUACCUUUGGAACUUAUAGUGGAACUAACAGAAGAAACAUUUAACACAACUGUAAUGACUUCUGACAGCAUAGUGCUUUUUUAUGCUGGUUGGCAAGCAGUAUCCAUGGCAUUUAUGCAAUCCUAUAUUGAUGUGGCAAUUAAAUUGAAAGGCAUGUCUAGUAUGCUGCUUACUAGGAUAAACUGUGCAGAUUGGUCUUAUGUAUGUAUUAAACAAAAUGUUACUGAAUUUCCUGUUAUAAAGAUGUACAAGGACGGCAAGAACCCAGUAUAUUAUGCUGGUAUGUUAGGAACUAAAGAUCUUCUAAAAUUUAUCUACCUCAACAGGAUUUCAUGUCCAGUGAUCAUACCAUCUGUCCAAGAAGCUGAAGAGUAUUUAAGUGGGGAAUUAUAUAAAGACCUGCUCUCCUAUUCUAGUGUGUCAGUACUGGGACUGUUUAGUCCAACCAUGACAACAGAAAAAGAAUACUUCACUGAAGCAGGAAGUUAUCUAAAAGGAUGCGUUAUCAUUGCAAUUUAUUCUGAAGAAGAUGUUUUGAUACUGUCAAAUAGAUAUGCUGUGAGUCUCCCAGCCCUACUCCUUGUUAGACACAAAGAAGGCAAAAUAGAGGCUGUUCCAUUGGCUAACACCCAUACACAAGACAUAGUUCAAAUAAUAACAGAUGCAUCACUGGAGACAUUUCCAGAAAUCACUGUGGAAACUCUUCCUACUUAUUUAAGACUUCAGAAGCCACUACUUAUUUUAUUUAGUGAUGGUAGCAUAAGUAUUCAAUAUAGAAAAGCAGUAUUGAUGCUGAUAAAAGAGAAGCAUUUGGAUUCAUUUACUCCUUGCUGGUUAAAUCUGCAGAAUACUCCUGUGGGGAAAGAAAUUUUGCAGUCGUAUUUUGAUGUCUUGCCACCUCUUCCUCUUCUUGUUCUUGUGGAUUUGCAUUCUGGUGGCCAUGUAUUUGCAUUUCCUGCAGAUCAAGCUGUAACUGAACAAAACCUUUUAUUGUGGCUUAAGAAGUUAGAAGCAGGACUAGAAAGCCAUAUCACAAUUCUACCAGCUGAGGAAUGGAAACCUCCUCUUCCUGCUUAUGAUUUUCUAGGUAUGAUGGAGGCUGCAGCAUCUCAACAUCCCACUAGGAAAGCUCCUGAGUGUACGAAGGAAGUCGAUGUGCAGGAGAAUAGCAAAGGACAAAAGGAAGAUAAAUCAGCAAUCAGAAAAGAACCUACUGAAACAUUGAGAAUAAAGCACUGGAAUAAAAGUGGUUGGCUUAAGGAAGCAGAAAAAUCUUUUUUGCAUGAUAAUAAAGAAUUAUAAUUAUUCAAAGUGAACUAAUAUCAUAGACGAUGGAAAGCCUUCCAUAGAUUUGACUUGAAAUGUGUAAGAAUUUAUUUCAUUUUAAGUGAAGAGAAGAAAGACAACUACCAGAUGAUUUCACUUACAUGUGGAAUCUAGAGAUAUGAUUUAUAUGAACUUGCCAAAAACAAACAAAAAAAAUUCAAACAAAACAGAUGUAAGCAAACUGUUUGACUUACAAGAACUAUGGUGGUUAUCUCUGGGAGGUGUGAGUGUAGGGAUACAGAAUUUGGUGUCGGUGUGGUGUGGAACUAUACAUUGUAAUCUUACAAUCUUGUAACAAACUAUUAAUAACAUAAAAUUUAUAGAAAGAAUAUUUCAUUACA